AUGGAUAUUCCAAAACGACACCUAUCCUUAUUCAUAUUGAUUAUCUUCAUAACUACAUAUUCGUCAAAUGCCGGCACAAACAACAACAUUCCAGUUCCAUAUGGUCCAUCACCACCAACAUAUGCGUCGUCUAGUCCUUAUGCAAAAAAAACUGUAGAAAUUAUCAACGAUAUUGGUAGUAUAGUUUCGUAUCAUUGUAAAUCAAAAGACGAUGAUUUUGGUGUCAGAAGUUUGCAAGUGGAUAGCUCGUGGUCGUUUAGUUUCCGGCGUCAAAUAUUUGGAAGGUCAUUGUUUUUCUGUUAUUUUGUGUUGCCAAAUAUUGGAAGCUAUUGGUUCGACAUAUAUAAAGAGCCCCGAGAUAGUUCCGGCGAAUUCUGGUGCAAUAAUUGUGCGUGGAAGAUAAGACCGCUCGGACCUUGUAGGUUUAACAAGAUAACUCAUGAGUUUGAUCUUUGUUAUCCAUGGAAUAAAAAUAAGUCCUUGUAUUGA
This is a messenger RNA of Brassica oleracea var. oleracea, 489 nucleotides long. RefSeq lists its product as uncharacterized. NCBI's taxonomy places the organism in Eukaryota, Viridiplantae, Streptophyta, Magnoliopsida, Brassicales, Brassicaceae. The record is from RefSeq and is a predicted model, not a curated record. The coding region runs from base 1 to 489 and encodes 162 amino acids. The transcript has a single exon.